CUCGGAUCGUCACUGGUUCAAGGGAUACCACUGUUCAGCUGUGGGACGCUGCAACGGGGCAGCCAGUCGGUGAGCCCUUACGGGGGCACACUCGUUGGGUUAAAUCGGCCUCGUUCUCGCCGGAUGGCACACUCAUCGUCACUGGCUCAAGGGAUAACACCAAUCGGCUGUGGGAUACAGCGACAGGGCAAUCAGUCGGUGAGCCCUUGGGGGGCACACUCAUUGAGUUAACUCGGUCUUGUUCUCACCGAAUGGCACUCGCAUUAUAACUUGUUCAAGGGAUAAGACAGUUCGGCUGUGGGAUGUAGUGAUGAGGCAGCCAUCGCAACUGUACACUGUGUCGCAUCCUUCAGCAUCCUCAGAUGGAAAUUGCACGAUAGAGGCCACCACUGCCAUGAGAUCGAACACUUGGAACAAUCACUUCAUUUCUUUCUCGUCCAACUCUACCCAUGCGCUCUGCGACACCUCCGAGCUAACGGAGGGAGCAUGCCAUGACGACAACAGUUUGACCCCCUUUUUACUGAAUCGUGGUAGUGGAUGGAUAGAAGGGCCCAAACAUCGGCUGUUAUUCUGGGUGCCACCCGCUUCUCGACACCCAUUUUAUUGCCCUGGAACUGCAUUAGUGAUACCCAGAGGAUGCCCUGAGCUUGAUUUGAGUCGCAUGGCACAUGGACAACACUGGCAAAAGUGCCGGAAGGAACCUUGAUACUGCGAUGAUGGUAUUCUAGCGAUCGAUCCUUUGUGAUGAUUUCUUUUCAGAUAUAACUCGAAUGCGACGUGUACGGUCGCUUAUUUUGAUCCCUCGUUGCCCUUUGCGCGCGCUUCGAUCCCCUACUUUGCUUCGAUCCUCACUUGACAUUUGCUCCUGGUUUGGUUAUUUUGUCCCUCUUAGCUUAAGCCUGGCUAUUGACAACAUCAUCCUCAUUGCCUUUUUUCGUGGAGGUGUUUUACACGAGCCUUGGAGGUUUAUGCGACUUGAAAAUGCUUAGUAGUAGAAUGCUUCCUUGAUGCAAAAUUCAAGUUGUCAGUUCUUCUAUCGACCUCUCAAAGCCUACCGAUUCUGAGCUCAUAUGUCUUACUUACGUCCAUGACUGUCU
Suillus subaureus is the source of this 1097-nucleotide messenger RNA. RefSeq lists its product as uncharacterized. NCBI's taxonomy places the organism in Eukaryota, Fungi, Basidiomycota, Agaricomycetes, Boletales, Suillaceae. The record is from RefSeq and is a predicted model, not a curated record. The transcript has 2 exons. Bases 311 to 706 code for a protein of 131 amino acids.